AUCCGUCUCUUCCCAUUCCUUUACCCCUCGCGGAACCCAAACGAUCAGCCGCCCUACACCAACCGCCGCCGUCGCCUGCCACGUUAAACUCGCCGCCGCCGCCGCCUCAGCCAAUCUCGCCGUAAGUGGCCCAUCCCCUUCAGCCCGGGCGUUCGAUGCAAGAAUCCGCCGCAAAGCUCUGACCUUGGGCUGGUGUUCCUAGCCGUCGCGGCCGCGCAGGCACCCGUUCGACGGAAUGCCCCCAAAGGUCACCAAGCGGUGGGUGCCGGUCAACCGGGCAGGGGAACCGUCCCGCAGGGGCGGGGGAGGAGGAGGAGGAGGAGUUGACCCCGCCGCCGACCGCCUUAGCGCGCUGCCCGACGCGCUCCUGCACCACGUGAUGUCUUUCAUGAAGGCAUGGGAGGUGGUGCGGACGUGUGUGCUCUCGCGGCGGUGGCGCGACCUCUGGGCCUCCGCGCCCUGCGUAGACAUCCGCGUCGGGCGGGACGGCGACGCCCCCGUGGACUUCGCCAAGUUCGUGUACCGCUUGCUGCUCGCCCGGGAGGUUCUUGCGCCGGUGGACACGCUCCGGCUGCGCUCGCCCGGUGAGGACGAUGAGGAUUUUGACGAUGACGAUGUUAAGAUGUGGAUCCGUAAUGCUAUCAAACGGAAGGCUCGGGCUAUUCAGCUCAAUGGGCAUCUCAAUUUGUAUGCGGAGUUGGAUCACAUGGACUUCAUCUCUUGCCACCUCAGGAUCUUGAAACUGUCGUAUACUGAGCUGGAUGAUAAGGUCAUCAGGCAACUUUCUUCUCGGUGCCCUUCUUUUGAAGAACUAGAGCUGAAGAGCUGCUUGGUAGCGGGCAGUGAGAUUAUAUCUGCCUCUAUGAAGCGUUUGACCAUGAUCAAGUGCACGUUCACUAUGAACCUCUCGGUCGAUGCUCCAAACCUCGUGUUUCUGCGAUGCACCACACCAGAGAACUGGGUUCCUGUGUUCAAGAACUUUGGGUCGCUGGUCACAGGCAAUGUCAUGCUUGAUGACUCUUUAUUGAGCGGUGAAUUCAAAAAAUACCAUGAGGAGGAUGGAUUUGCUCAAACCAGUGAUGAAGAUGAUGACAACAACCGUAGGCAUGCCCAGCGUAUUGGUAAAUAUGUUCCUGCUUCUGAUGACAGUGAUGAAUUCAUCAGUGAUGAUGGCUCUUCAGAUGAUUAUUGUGAUGGCUAUUCUGAUGACAUCAAGGACAAUUAUGAUUAUGGAAGUGAAAUCAAUAGUGAUACCGACACCUAUGAGUAUGGUGAGAUUGCAAAAGGCUAUGAAGAUCAGCAGUUUGGAAACCAUGACGAUGGCCUCGAUUGCAGUAAGGGCAGUAAAUAUCAUGGUUGCAGUGCAAAGUAUGUGAUCAGUGAUUACAAGAAAUUAGGUGGCCAAAAUGUUCUUCACAGCCUUUUGAAUGCUCGAAAUCUGGAGCUAUUAGGUCAUUCAGGAGAGGUUGUUCUGAGGAGAGAAUCGAUGAGUUGUCCUACUUUUAGCAACUUGAAGACUUUGGCCCUUGGUGAGUGGUGUAUCAGUACGGGUGCUGAUUUUGACAUAUUAAUUCUCUUACUUCAGCAUUCACCUAAUUUGGAGAAGCUUUUUCUUCAACUUGAAAUGAGCUUUGACAUCCAGAAGGCAUUGGGAAGAAGUAUAAAAUCAAAGGGAGGAUCGUUUGCUUGCAAACACCUUAGUAUGGUGAAGAUCAGAUGCACCAAGGAUGAUCCAAGAGUCCAUAUGUUGGCGCAGUUAUUUAGGUCUAAUGGUGUACCGCUUGAGAAUAUUUAUGUCCGUCGGAGGGGGAGUUUUCACCUUUGUAACUUGAAGCUGGAGAGGGAGAUAACUAUCAGUGAACUGCGUGACAUUGGACCCUAUUAAAGAGAGAGACGGGGAAAUGCAAGGCAUCUGGCAGGCGAGAAAACGCCAUAUUUCGCAUGCAAAGCUUUCGUCACUCUAAAUCAUGUGGAGAGCAAAACUGUUGACUCUGAGUACCUGGGUUAAUCGUUAGCACUGUUUUCUUUCAUACUUUGUCGUUUAACUUCAACUGCAUAUGGGUAUCUAAGUUUCACCUUGCAUGGUGAUGAUUGGCCAAAAUAUAUAUAAUAGCGUGUGACGCUUAAGCUUAUGAUUUCAUCCUUUAAUUUGACCAUGGAGAUACGGGUGGCUUUGACGCUCGAAUCUUUCUUUCAAGUGCCAGGAUUCAUAGAACAGUCCUUCGUUCUUGUUUGUGCUUUCUCCGUGAGCAAGUGAAUAGUUCGUUAUUUUGCAGCA
Phragmites australis (common reed) is the source of this 2278-nucleotide messenger RNA. RefSeq lists its product as uncharacterized. Gene Ontology annotation, molecular function: protein binding. The transcript is spliced from 5 exons. Lineage: Eukaryota; Viridiplantae; Streptophyta; Magnoliopsida; Poales; Poaceae. The record is from RefSeq and is a predicted model, not a curated record. Bases 236 to 1885 code for a protein of 549 amino acids.